AUGUCACGAUACCCUCCGGCUCCGGAGCCCCGACACCGGACGACUCGACGGCGAUCCUCGGAACGGGGCAUGUCUGGUGCUGGUAAACCAUAUCUCUUAGAAUGGAAUGCCCAAAGUUGUCGACAGAAAGAUUUCUUUACGGCGGAGGAGUUCCAAGAAGAGAUGACUCUUGUGGAGAGACCAGGCUGGAGAAGAAUCGCUCUUGUAAGAGGUGAAUGUGAUAUUGGCGUCUUGCUUGGUAUCGAGCUGGAUAAAAAGAGAGGGGGAUGGGUCUGGGAAUUUCCAGAGACGGAAGUAAGGAGGAGGAAAACGGAAGAAAGCGAUAACGAGACCAAAGAGAAGGACGACGACAGUGAUUCAGGCCAGGACGAAGGUAUCAGGAUAUGUCGUGCAUCGCUCAUGACUAAGGAGAGACUUCCUAUUCUACUACUCGACGGCCUUCCGUUUCGCAUAUCUCCGCGACCUUACCGACCUUCCAGGAUACCUAGCAACACGAUUCCAGACAAAAGUAAACAGGGGAAACGGCCACCAAAACGAUCAGAGUUGGAAGACUCCCUCUGGCAAGCACUCGUUGAUAUUCGACCCAUAGAAGACCUUGUGGCGGAGCUCAUAUAUAAUACAUGGCUUCAAAAACUCGACUCAUUGCCUCCUCUAGGAUCCGACUCGGUAGACGUCCAAUGGACCAUCGCUCGCGCACUGGAGACAAACGCUGAUAUCACACGAAGCAUGGAGCGACGAGGCGACUUUUGCAGCAUCACAUCUGCUGACUGGACAAACCUCGCCGAGCGUCUCCAAAGACGCAUACAAAUCUCUGUCACAGUCGCUCUUCAAGCACAUGCCCAGCAAGCGCAAGACGAACCAAAGGAUGCCAAUGCGCGGAGUCUCGAUCGUAUAGCAUAUCUGGGAGGUCUUUUGCUCCCAUUGACAGUUGUAUCUGGAAUAUUGUCCAUCGAAAGCACUUAUGGUCCUGAGGGAUCAUCAUUCUGGGUAUUCUGGCUGGCAUCGGGCCUGUGUUCUAUCCUCGCACUCCUCGUCAUCUACGCCGAUCAUCUCCGAACACUGGAUGUAUGGAUGGAAGUAGCGGCGAGCGAGAUUCUUGACUUGGAUCACAAUAAAAGAUUUCAAGCGAAUCGAACACCGCAUAGAAGGGAAUACCACAGUAGUGGAGAUCCAGAGCGUGGAGAGGCCAAGUUGACGACAGCUUCGGAUGGAGGGAUAUACGUGGUGCAACAUCGGGGAGAUGGAACGAGAGGUAGGACGUGGAGGAAGAGAGAAUUGGGGUGGGUUGGGGCCAUGAAGAAGAUGAGUGGAUGGUACGCGUGGAGGGGAAGUCCUGGACUAGAGUUUAGAAUGCCAGGCUGGGAGGAGAAGGUGAAGCAUUUGGUAUAUAACUUGGGAUAG
Molecule: messenger RNA, 1401 nt
Organism: Fusarium poae
Lineage: Eukaryota; Fungi; Ascomycota; Sordariomycetes; Hypocreales; Nectriaceae
Exons: 1
Coding region: 1-1401 (466 amino acids)
Source: RefSeq, a predicted model, not a curated record